Molecule: messenger RNA, 1494 nt
Organism: Periophthalmus magnuspinnatus
Lineage: Eukaryota; Metazoa; Chordata; Actinopteri; Gobiiformes; Gobiidae
Gene: gba3
Product: cytosolic beta-glucosidase
Exons: 5
Coding region: 97-1494 (465 amino acids)
Biological process (GO): carbohydrate metabolic process
Molecular function (GO): hydrolase activity, hydrolyzing O-glycosyl compounds
Source: RefSeq, a predicted model, not a curated record
UAGUGCUUUAUGAAGGCUAAAUGGCCGGGGUUGUACAACUGUUUUACUACAAAUCUACAACAUAUUGAGUCGACUGAAUAAACUAUAGGCCUCAGUAUGUUUCCUCGUGAUUUUGCGUGGGGAGCAGCAACCGCAGCGUAUCAGAUUGAAGGUGGCUGGCAGGCAGAUGGCAGGGGAGCGAGUAUCUGGGACACGUUCUGUCAUGGGACGGGCAGAGUGUUUGGGGAUCACAAUGGAGAUGUGGCCUGCAACAGCUACGAGCUCUGGGAGGAGGAUCUCAAAUGUAUCCUACAGCUUGGACUGACUCAUUAUCGCCUGUCCAUCUCGUGGGCUCGUCUCCUGCCCGAUGGGACCAGGCAGCGUGUCAAUCAGAAAGGCGUGCAGUACUACAACAAGGUGAUAGACGAUUUACUGGCUGCUCACGUGUCACCAAUGGUUACUCUUUACCACUUCGACCUGCCUCAAGCUCUACAAGAUCAAGGAGGCUGGAAAUCACCAAACAUUGCUUCACUUUUCAACAGCUACGCCCAGUUCUGCUUCGAGGCAUUUGGCGAUCGUGUCAAACUUUGGAUCACAAUCAAUGAGCCAUACGUGUGCGCCAAACUUGGUCAUGAAGAUGGUAUUCACGCUCCAGGACUGACAGAACCCGGGAUAGCCGCUUAUCUAGUGGGCCACAACAUGCUAAGGGCCCAUGCGUUGGCUUGGCACAGUUAUGACAAGAUCUUCAGGCCAAAGCAGAAUGGAUUGGUGUCUCUCGCUCUCAACAGUGAUUGGUUAGAGCCAUUAGAUCCAGAUUGCGCAGAGGAUAUCGCCGCUACACAACGCGAUAUUGCUUUUACGCUCGGCUGGUUCGCGUGGCCUGUCUUUGUGACCGGGGACUAUCCAGAAGUAAUGAGAACGUUUAUUGAAGCUAACAGCCAAAAACACGGUUACACUGGUGAAUCACGACUUCCAUUUUUCUCAAAAGACGAACCUGCAAUUUUGGGGACGGCUGAUUUUUUUGCUCUUAACUUUUACACGUCACGUAAAGUUACAUCAGCGGGUGCUCGUUUUGAUAAACUGAGUAUGAAAAGCGACCAAAAUGUACAGGAGGUGUUGGAUCCGUCAUGGCCGAUCUCAGGGGUGUCCUGGCUUGCAGUGGUGCCUGAUGGGUUAAGGAAACUUCUCAGCUACGUCAAGAAAAACUUCGGCGAUCCGGCCAUCUACAUUACGGAAAACGGGUUCGCUCAGGUCGGGUCGUUACAGAUGGAGGACGUUCAGCGGGUCGAGUUUUACAAGCAAACCAUCAGCGAGGUGGCGAGAGCUAUCACAGAAAAUGGUGUCAAUGUCCGUGGAUACUUCGCCUGGUCGCUAAUGGACAACUUCGAAUGGGCCGACGGAUACAGCGCAAGAUUUGGACUGUUUCACGUUGACUUUUCAGAAGAGAAGCUCCCACGUACCAUUUACCGCUCUGGGAAAGAAUACGCAAAACUUAUUAAAAGGUAUAACUCUUGA